AUGGGUGAGGGUGGACGUCGAUUGCAAACAGCUGCGAGGGCUUACGACAACAUUGGUCACAUAAUGGAGAAGAUGAGGUGGGGUGGUGACUUUUAUGGCCGCAAACUCGUUGACACCAUCAUGCUUGAAGGAGAGUGGUGGAUUUGCUUGUUAUCACUGAAAAACCAGGCAGCGGCAGGGUUCAUGAAUAGAAUGGUGAUAGCAAGCGCGUUCAACGCGUGGAACAUGUUCGCAGUAGGCUUAGACUCGAGUCCGGUUCGGUCCGGUUUUUUGAUGCCCAGGGGCGUUAACCGUAACCGUAACCGGUCUGCCUUUUCCCCAGAAGUCAAAAGACCAGACCGGACCGCAAAAAGACCGCAGACCACGCUUCAAAACGAGCCCAAGAACGUUAAAUUCCGUUAG
Laccaria bicolor S238N-H82 is the source of this 402-nucleotide messenger RNA. RefSeq lists its product as uncharacterized. The record is from RefSeq and is a predicted model, not a curated record. The transcript is spliced from 6 exons. NCBI's taxonomy places the organism in Eukaryota, Fungi, Basidiomycota, Agaricomycetes, Agaricales, Hydnangiaceae. Bases 1 to 402 code for a protein of 133 amino acids.